Hydra vulgaris (swiftwater hydra) is the source of this 1538-nucleotide messenger RNA. Its product is annotated as guanine nucleotide-binding protein subunit beta-5. The record is from RefSeq and is a predicted model, not a curated record. Gene Ontology annotation, biological process: G protein-coupled dopamine receptor signaling pathway; G protein-coupled receptor signaling pathway. Gene Ontology annotation, cellular component: heterotrimeric G-protein complex; cytoplasm. NCBI's taxonomy places the organism in Eukaryota, Metazoa, Cnidaria, Hydrozoa, Anthoathecata, Hydridae. Gene Ontology annotation, molecular function: protein binding; signaling receptor complex adaptor activity.
CUAAGCAGAAACAAACUUGAUGAGAAAAUAAAUCUUGCGUAAUAAAUUUAUAUAAAAGUUGACGGCAUAUGAUUGAGGUUUUUAAUUUUGAAUAUGAGUUAGAUUUAUCAUAGAAAAUUACUGAAACAACUGCUGAGCGACAUGGAAAUCAUUAUAUUUUAAUUGAUUUAUUAAUGAGAAUUUUUUAUUGUUUUCGCGCCUUUCUUAGAAAAACAUUAGUUCAAUCACUUGUGCUCAAGAAAAAAAGGCCAUUGCGUUUGCUUACACUGAAGUAUAUAGUUGAAAAUACCUGUUUUAAAUAAUGGUCCAUAGAUAUUUGGUAUAAAUUGUUAUCGCUUCUUUUUGGUCGAUACAUACAGUCUUCAAAAAAAAUGUUUACUCGUGCUGAUGAACAAAAAUUUCAUAAACAUGAUGUAAAACAAACUAGUUUACCAAGGAUUCAAGAACAAAAAAAAUUUCUUAACACGUCAUUAGAUAACCUUGUUGAAGCAAGUCACAGUUUAGAUCAACUAUCUCUGUCUUCUAUUUCAUAUAAGAAAGUUUCUUAUGACAUUAGUAAAAUGACCAAAAAUAUCCCUGAUGUCCCAAAAACUUGUUUAAAAAAUAAAAAAAUUUUAGAACAAAGCUCAAAAGUUCUCUCUUUAGACUGGGCAUCAGACUCACAUAGUUUACUUACCAGCUUGAAAAGCGGUGAAUUAUGUAUAUGGGAUACGUACCUUAAAAUUAAUACUUUUAAAAUUGAUACUCAUUGUACCUGGCUUUUUACAGCAUCAUUUUCUCCUUCACAAACUUUAAUUGCUGCCGGUGGGCUUGAUAGUAAGUGCAAUGUGUAUAAACUUCCUCGUGGUAAGAGUAGUAUAACUGAAGUACAACAUGUUGCUCAACACCAGAGUUAUGUUCUUUCCUGUUCUUUUACAACAUCAGAUCAUCAGAUUUUAACUGCUAGUAGUGAUGCAACAUGUGCACUAUGGGAUGUAGAACUAGGAACUAUGAUAAAGGAUUUUAAAGGUCAUACAUCAGAUGUAGCUAGUCUAGAUUAUUAUUCUAAUGGAUAUUGCUUUGUCACAGGAUCAGCUGACACUAAUGUUGGACUAUGGGAUAUGAGAACUGGUAGUUGUGUGCGUUCAUAUAAUACACAUUCAGAUGAAGUGAAUCAAGUUAGAUUUUUUCCUAAUGGGGAAGGAGUGGCAUCUGCAUCAGAUGAUUUAACUUGUCGCUUUUUUGACUUUCGAAUGGAUGCAGAGUUAGCAGUUUUUUUUCGAAAGAGUAUUUUAUUUCCUGCCUGUUCCCUAGAUUUUUCUUUGAGUGGCCGAUUACUGUUUGUUGGCUAUGGCGACCAUUCUAUUCAUAUAUGGGACACAUUAAAAAACAAACAUUGUGGGUCAUUCAAUGCUCAUGGAAAUAAAGUAAAUGCCCUAAGACUUUCUCCUGAUGGAACAACCAUAGCAACAGGUAGUUGGGAUCAAACAGUUUAUCUGUGGAGUUUGUAAUAGAAAAUAAAAAAUAAUUUUAAAAUAAUUUUUAUAGUCUAAAGUUUA